AUGUCCGAAGAGGAACCACCAGGUGGAUGGACUGUGGAUGUAUUCCGUCCGUAUGUAGAAGACGCUUUAGAUGAAUGGAAAAGGGGCGAUAUGUUUAUGAAAAUCGGACUGGCUGAAACAGAUACAAUUCUAAAGGAAGGUGAGGCAGCUCCAGCGAAAGGUGACAAAGGACAUCCUUUCAACAAGAUCUUCAGCUUUAUCAUCAAGGAGAUUGCUGCGAAAUUCAAUUUAGUUAAGCAGAAGAAGAAAACUGUGUCCAUUUUGCUACGAAGCCUUGACAAAGAAUGGGAAGCAUUGGUCAAAGCAAAGCAAAUUCAAAGCCCUAUCAAGAAGAAAGGAUCGGCAACAACGGGAAAAGAAUCAUCGGCCAUGGAUGCCAAGGACCAACCCGAAGCAGCAGAAGUCAAAACUGAAAGCAAGGAGAUUGAAGUAAAAGAGGAAAUGAUAGAAAGCCCAGUCCAACACAUGGAUGGGGUUCCUAUUGAUCUCACGCCGAGACAGCUGCAAAUGAAAGAGAAAUUUGAGAAGAGAAAGCAAGAAGUAUUGGAUUCCCUUCCAGGAGAGGUCAAAUCGAAGUUUGGGCAACAGUUUUUUGCGAAAUGGGCUAAAUCUCCCUUACCAGUUCUUGUAUUGAGUCCGUACAAUGUCCCACCUGGCCCUGUCAGAGACAUGUGGUUUGACAUGUAUGAAAAGGUUAAGAAACAAGGUAGGCUGGCAUCAGCUUCCAAUCUAGUCUAUUGGUAUGGAGCGUACGACGAUCCAGCAAACGCAUAUUCCUUUGUCAUCAAGAGCAAGUUAAUACCAUUUGCGAUAGGGGAAAAGAAGGGACUUGGCAAAGUUCCAAAUGCCAUACGGAAGAAACUAGACGAAGGGAAGAAAAUUGGUGGAGCAGACAAGAUGCUGCUUCAAGGGAUUGAAGAAAUGGAAGAGGAUAAGGCCAAAGAGCCGGAUGAUAGACAUGGACGAAUGAACCAAGUCUUCUUGGAAGAUUGGGAGUUCGUGGAGGAAGAAGUGAUUGUGCAGGAAGAGGAGAAAUCUAAACCGAAAGCUAAACCGAAAAAUAAGAAGACAAAGAAAAGGAAAAAUAAGGACGAUCAGGUCGAUCCUGUACCAAAGAAACAGAAGAAGACCAAGAAAGCAGCAGAAGAGCCAAAGCAAGACGAAGAGAAGAAGCCAAAAGUAAAGGAGGGCGAUGGGCCUGCAACUCCUGUGAAGCUAGAGGACAUCGGAGAUAUAGGUGAUAACGAUGUGUCUUCGCAUGAUGAUAAGGAUGAUUUAGAAGACGCCGAACCACCCAGUGAAUCGGAUGAAGAUGAUGAAGAUUUUGAGUACGGAAAGGGACCAGUGAAGAAGCCGAAAACUCAAAAGAAAGUGUUAGCAGCUGCAAAAGCUCCUCCAAAGAAGAAAUCACGGAAAACCAAAACAAAGGUCGAGAGAGGCCGUAAAGAUGGCGAGAAGAAGGUGCCCGAGGGCGAGAGAAGGAGAAGGCAAGAACUUACCAGGUUCACGGCUUGUGAGGACAAGUAUCUCAAGGUUAUCGACGACUGGAAGUAUGGCCUUGAGAAUCAAAGCAAGGGAACCAUCAAAGAAAUUUACGUGAGACUGCUUGACUGUGUUACCAAGUUCUCUGCUCCCUUCAUUGAAGCAUAUGAGAUGCCGGUUCUCAUGAAGCAAUCGAAGAAGAUUGUUGACGACGAAAACCGUUUGAAGCUUUGGAAAACAAUGAAGGAGGUUUACCAGGCCAAGAAGAAAGAGGUUCCAGCUGGAUUCGUGCCACAGAAACGAGUUCGGAAUGUAGAAGUUGCUCCAGAAAAAGAGGUUAUUGAAAAGCCAAAGAGAAUAUCUUCCGUCGAGGAGAUUGCGGAAAGGGACAAAAGUACGAAGGUUCCAACCAAGACCAAGUUUGAGCGACAAGAUGUAUCGUCUUCAGCGCCUACGAAACCAGGGACUCCAGUGGCAACAACAGAAAAGAAGAAGUUUUCGCUGGGUAGCAUAAUGACAAAGCCAAAAUCUACGAACAAACCAGGAGCAACAUCCGGGUUGAUUCGCUCUUUGUCUUCAUCAUCGCAAUUGUCGAAACGGCAAGAAAACCCUCAAUGGAUCUCAGAGACGUCAAUAAAGGAUAUUCUCGAUGACGAGAACAGGUCCUUUGCACUAGAGUUUCUACAACAAGCCACUCCCUUCAUUCCACCAAAUGACAAGGUGAAUUCAGACGUCAUUGCCCGUGAGUUGGAAACAUCCAUUUUCGAAUGGGCCGGUGGAAAAGACGGCGUAGCAGUCACAGAUUGUUUUGUGAAAUACUGGGAUAAAGUGGAUGACAUGGUAGCAGCAAUAAGCGGAGAUGGUGGGAAUGGGACCAUCGCAAGAAUGAUCUCCCAAGGUCGAUUUCAAUCAGCUUCCGAAGUAGUGCGGCUCUCAGAGAAUGACAUUGUAUGCUCCUACGAGGGACGGCCACUAGAAGACUUUAAAUUUGAGUAG
Molecule: messenger RNA, 2478 nt
Organism: Cylindrotheca closterium
Lineage: Eukaryota; Bacillariophyta; Bacillariophyceae; Bacillariales; Bacillariaceae
Source: the annotation of a GenBank genome assembly